Macaca mulatta (Rhesus monkey) is the source of this 300-nucleotide messenger RNA. It is a transcript of the gene CCL8, whose product is annotated as C-C motif chemokine ligand 8. The record is from RefSeq and is marked provisional. Lineage: Eukaryota; Metazoa; Chordata; Mammalia; Primates; Cercopithecidae. Gene Ontology annotation, biological process: chemokine-mediated signaling pathway; positive regulation of GTPase activity; antimicrobial humoral immune response mediated by antimicrobial peptide. Gene Ontology annotation, cellular component: extracellular region. Gene Ontology annotation, molecular function: CCR chemokine receptor binding; chemokine activity.
AUGAAGGUUUCUGCAGCACUUCUGUGCCUGCUGCUCAUGGCAGCCACUUUCAGCCCACAGGGACUUGCUCAGCCAGAUUCAGUUUCCAUUCCAAUCACCUGCUGCUUUAAUGUGAUCAAUAGGAAAAUUCCUAUCCAGAGGCUGCAGAGCUACACAAGAAUCACCAACACCCAGUGUCCCAAGGAAGCUGUGAUCUUCAAGACCAAAUGGGGCAAGGAGGUCUGUGCUGACCCCAAGGAGAGAUGGGUCAGGGAUUCCAUGAAGCAUCUGGACCAAAUGUUUCAAAAUCUGAAGCCUUGA